Aspergillus calidoustus is the source of this 7727-nucleotide messenger RNA. NCBI's taxonomy places the organism in Eukaryota, Fungi, Ascomycota, Eurotiomycetes, Eurotiales, Aspergillaceae. The record is from the annotation of a GenBank genome assembly.
GGCAUGAUUUUUAUAUGUUGACAAGUAACUUUUGUGGAUACAUACAAAAUUUAUGCACCUUGGAGGUCUGUUGGUCCCCGGACUUCGGCCAGCGUCACGACCGCCAACGCCAACCACGUCAACGAGGCUAAGCGUCGACUCUCUCUCUCGCUUCCAUCUCUCCUCCAUCUCAACCUUGUGCAGCCACAGCUUUUUUUCGCGACUGCAUCUUGUCACUUGUGUCAUCAUAAUCCAUUUGUUCGCCGCUCAUUUCAGUUGCUAUUAUUACUGAUUGCUUUUUCGCUGCUCUGCAUCCGCCCGUCCACCUCCUAUCGAUGGUGUUCUGAGCCUAUCAGUCACCCCUCCUGCCCCCUCCCCAACGAACGAUCGGAAUAGCCUCGCUUUCGACCAGCUAUCUGUCUUGCCCUUGUCAGCGUAACGGAUGGCGGGCUGAACGGCGCUGCAUGACCAGCGAGCCCUUCCUGCCUUGCUUCCCCAAGCAAUUAACAUAUGGCCAGGCAAAGGCCCAACUUUCACCGCCAGGACCCUCUUGAGGACUCUCGCCGACUAUCCUCCUCUGCUGGUGCCUCCGCUACUGCCACCAGAAUUACUCGCUCGGCCGCGAGACUAGCUGCAGACUCCCCUCCGUCCGUCGGUUCCGCCCCUUCUCCGUCAGCCCCCGCCGCUGGUUCGGCUCCAACACGCAAGCGAAAAGCCCCCGCACGCCCCGACCGAUCACCAGACUCCUCAGAGCAGCCGAACAAUCAAUCCCCCCAUCGGAGGUCUAAGCGACAGCGGCGUGCUGCUUCGCCCAAAGCGACCACCGUCCCUGCCGCUUCUCGCCGUGGUGCCCGAAGCCGUCCAGCUAUGUCCCACCCCGGCCCAUCGUCACAUCCCGACGAGGAGUCCUCGCGAAAAUCAGCCUCGCCCCCGCAGCAGAGAAGAAAGUCUACUCGUCAUGGAAAGGUGUCACAAGACCGGUCUUUGACUACCCAGUCACCACCUCCUCACCGCCAGAAGAAGCGUUCUUCGAGAGCCCGUCCUGAUGUUGUCAUGAAGGAAGCGGAUGAGGAAUCUGAGCUGCGUGAGAGGGGCGAGGACCGCGAGCCUUCGCCACAUAGCGACAGCCAUGAUGGCACGAAUCCUUCAGGCCUUGAUGAUGACGAUGAUGAGGAGGAUGAUGGUGAUCUUUUCCAUAACAGUCUGUUUGGAUCACGGAGCGCCCUCGGGCUUCAGAGCACCCUUCGUGCCCUCAGUGGUAUGAUGUCGGGCAUGUCAUCCCGUCUGCGAGAUAUUUUGCAAAAUCUGAAAAUGAAGGAUGAUCCGUCUAUCCAACUGAUCGCUCUUCAGGAGCUCUCGGACCUGUUACUUGUAUCGAACGAAGACAACCUAUCUGGCCAGUUUUCGCCCGACCCCUACGUAAAGGAGCUGGUGUCUCUUAUGCAGCCAAAUGACUUCGGGGAAGAAAACCCAGAGAUUAUGCUCCUUGCUUGCCGCUGUUUGGCCAACCUGAUGGAAGCUUUACGUGGCUCAGUGGCUAAUGUUGUGUACGGGGGCGCUGUACCAAUUCUGUGCCAGAAGCUGUUGGAUAUUCAAUUCAUUGACUUAGCUGAGCAGGCUCUCAGUACUCUUGCGAAGAUCUCAGUUGAUUUCCCCGCGUCUAUUGUCCGAGAAGGUGGUUUGACGGCGUGUUUGACCUACCUCGACUUCUUCCCCACAAGUACCCAGAGAACCGCAGUGACAACGGCUGCCAAUUGUUGCCGAAACUUGCCUCAUGAUUCGUUUCCAGUCGUCCGGGAUGUCAUGCCCACGCUUCUCAAUGUUCUCUCCAGCAACGACCCGAAGGUAGUCGAGCAGGGUUGCCUCUGUGUUUCUCGAAUCGUGGAAAGUUUCAAGCACAAGCCGGAGAAACUAGAGGAGCUGAUUAGCCCCGCAAUGCUCAGGGCUGUCCUUCGUUUGCUCCUACCUGGCACCACCAAUCUUAUCGGACCCCACAUUCAUACACAAUUCCUCCGUGUCUUGGCCCUUACAUCGAAAGCAAGCCCACGAUUGUCAGUCGAGCUUCUCAAAACAGAUGUGGUCGACACACUCUAUCAAAUUUUAACCGGCGUGUCGCCACCAGACAAUCUUGAGGACCAAGCUGUCAAGAUGGAUAGUGUCCUUGUGAUGCAAGCUUUGAUUCAUCGACCAAAAGAACAGGUCUCGGAAACACUGAAUGUGAUUUGCGAGCUUCUACCAGGCGUGUCUAGUCGUCACGACUCUGAAGGUGCCCCUGCUCUAACGCCGUACCCCGAACUUCAUACGACAUCGGACUUCAAGCCACCUCUACCGAAAGGAUCAGCCGAGAAACGACGGUCUCUUUUGAUGGAGUGCAAAACAGAGCUGCGACGGUUUGCCUUGGUUUUGCUGCCAACCCUAACCGAUGCCUAUUCUAGCACCGUCAACCUUGAGGUUCGCCAGAAAGUUCUGAUUGCACAGCUCAAAAUGUUGCAAAACUUAGAUGCAGGGUUGAUUGAGGAAGCUCUCCGGUCCGUUCACUACGCGUCAUUCCUGGCAGCUAUUCUGUCCCAAAAGGACCACCCUUCUCUGGUUUCAUACGCCCUUCGCUGCGCAGAACUACUCUUCCAACGCUUGGAGCAUGUUUACCAACACCAAUUUCAUCGCGAGGGGGUGAUUUCUGAAAUCAUGAAAAUUGCUGAGGAGCAACUGUCAAGUGAGAAGCAAGCCAAGACCGCUCGUGACUCUCCUGCCGCCUCGGUCAUGGAUACCUCAGAGGAUCGUCCAGCGGCGGAUGCUGCCGUUCCCCCUACCUCCAGUUACCCCGAGAACGCAGAAGAUGAGGAUAGUCAAGAUGAAGAGGAGAAUGACGGUCAUGACGAUGAGGCUGAUGACUCUGAGGACAACGAAGACGACCAAGACGAUGAUAACGACGACGACAUCUCUGACUCGGAGACCUCUUCUUCCUCCGGGCAAGGAUACUCGACCAGGGUGCAAGAUGGAAAUGACCGCGUGAUCCGCGAUGCACGUACCUUCAUGGAGAGUUAUGAAGCGAGUCAAGGUGGAGCAAUGCGAGACAAAGCCUUGGAAAUCCUGCACCAGCUUCAAGCCCUCGUUACUGAUAUUGAAACUUGUUAUUCGGGAUUUGGUCACCGAAAUGGGGAUGGGCUUGCCCUCUUCCGCAAAUUGGCGGCCUAUUUUGAAGGAGAUGCGCUGGAAAGUAUCACUAGCUCUGAGCUUCUCAACUCUGGCAUUGUUGAUACGUUGCUCGGCUUGUUCGACGAUUCCAAAGCAGCAUCCAUGCGAGAAGCUCGCAGCGCUUUUCUUCAGGCAUUCAUGGGUUCAACCAUAUCGGAAAGAGCUCUAAGCCAGAGUACGGCGACAACCCCCUUCGGUGUCCUAAUAAACAAACUCCAAGAUCUCUUGAGUCGAACGGAACAUUUUGAAGUCAUGACUGUGGGCCACAACUCCCUAGAGAACACGCGUAGCAACGCGGCCUACAUGCUCGGGAAGCAGCUUCGCCUCAAGCUUGCCGCCGACGAGAAUUCUGAUAUUCCCCGGUCAUACCGAAAUAUCAUGGUCUCUAUCCACGCCAUUGCGACUUUCAAAUCCUUGGAUGACUUCCUCCACCCCAGGAUUAGUUUGUCAGACCGUCCCAAGGCCUCCCGCAGCCGAGACGCCAUUCUUUCUAAGAUUGCAAAUGCGGCCCGCCUCCGUGACCAGCUAGGUGAGAACAACAAUUCGAAUUCCAGCGGGCUUCCUCCCCUGUCACGGCCGUCGGGUAGUACUAGAAGCGGAAAUGCCGGGAGGGGUAACGCUACAGAGUCAUUGAACGGCAGACCGGAUACAGGCUCUCAAUCUAGACGUCCCGGACAACAUCCAGAUUCUGAUAAUGACCAUGAGGACGCGCCGCUGGAGUGCGCUGAUGAGCACCAUCUGAGUGAGGAUGAAAAUGACGAUGACGAUGGAGGAGAUGAUGAAGAGCUCAAUGCCAUUGUCGACGAUCUCGAUGACGACAUGUCGGAUGAGAAUGUCCAUGACCCCUCUGCCGUGAAUAUGGAAGUAGCCUCUUCAGGGAAAGUGACCGCACGGAAAGAGGACGGCACUCGAGUAUCAACUCCAUCGCAAUCCACACCCGUGUCUAAGUCUUCAUCAGGGUCCCGAUCGUCGCAUGGCGCGGCCGGUGGUUCUCUAGCAAUGGCAGGUCGUCCAUUCUCGUACGCUGCUGUCAUGGCAUCUCCGCCAUCAGACUGGCAUAUAGAGUUCAGCAUCGACGGCCAACCGAUCUCUAGUGACACAACUAUUUACCGUGCUGUUCAUCAUAACCGGCAACAUCUCGACCCUCAAGGGAAGAACGUCUGGUCUGCAAUUCACACCGUGAAUUUCAGACGAGUGCCAGGCCCGCCGCCAGCGGAACCAUCUACCCUUACCUCCACUGGAUCCGGGGGCAGUUGUCAAAAUGGCAACCUCGGAAUGCCGUCUUCUCUCAAUCAGGAUCCGACCAACGCGUCCAUCUUGCGACUUCUUCGAGUGUUACAUGAUAUGAAUACGACCCUUGAUGAUAUACUGGCGGAGACCAAAGAUCUCAUUGCCGUCAAGCCCGAAUCCCUGGCCCAGUUUAUCAAUACCAAGCUUACGGCCAAGCUUAACAGGCAACUUGAAGAGCCUCUCAUUGUUGCUAGCAGCUGUCUUCCCGACUGGAGCGAAGAUCUCGCCCGCUGCUUCCCCUUCUUGUUCCCCUUCGAAACACGACACUUGUUCCUUCAGUCCACGGCCUUUGGCUAUUCGCGAGCAAUGAUGCGUUGGAAUAACCCUCAAAACGGGGAUGAUGGACGUAAUGAUCAUCGACGUGAUGACCGGCCGAUUUUGGGCCGUCUACAACGACAGAAAGUCCGAAUUUCAAGAAGCCGUAUCCUCGAGUCGGCUAUGAAGGUCAUGGAACUUUAUGGCUCCUCUCCUAGCGUGCUCGAGGUUGAAUACUUUGAAGAAGUUGGAACUGGCCUUGGCCCAACUCUUGAAUUCUACUCGACAGUUUCCAAGGAGUUUUCCAAGAAGAAGCUGAAGAUGUGGCGAGAGAACGAUUGCGCUGGUGCGGGUGAAUUUGCGUUUGGAAACAGUGGUCUAUUCCCCGCCCCGAUGAGCGAGGCCCAACUAUCGACGGAAUCUGGAAAGAAGCAACUGUCUCUAUUCAAAACUUUGGGUAAAUUCGUUGCUCGAUCGAUGUUGGAUUCCAGGAUUAUUGAUAUCUCCUUCAACCCCGCUUUCUUCCGUAUCGCCGAUACCUCCUCGACUGUAGCACCCUCACUCGGCACUGUCAAGGCUGUUGACCAUGAUCUUGCAAAGUCUUUGCUGAUGCUGAAACGCUUUGCGAACGCCAAGAAGGCCAUUGAACAAAGAGGCCUAUCCAAAGCUCAGAAGACGCAGGCCUUGACGGAGGUUGAAGUGGACGGUGUACGGGUUGAGGAUUUGAGCCUGGACUUCACCCUUCCCGGUUAUCCUGCCAUUGAACUCAUCAAGAACGGCUCUGAUACUGCGGUCACAAUGGACAACAUCGAUCUAUAUGUCGACAGAGUUGUGGAUAUGACCUUGGGAAGUGGCGUUCAGGCCCAAGUGGAAGCUUUCAGGACCGGAUUUUCGCAAGUCUUCCCUUACUCCGCUCUACAGACUUUCACCCCUAGCGAGCUGGUGAUGCUGUUCGGAAGAGCUGAAGAAGACUGGACGAUCGAAACCCUGAUGGACUCGAUCAAAGCCGACCACGGCUUUAAUAUGGACAGCCGCAGCGUACGGAACCUGCUCCAGACAAUGAGCGAAUUGGACACGCAGCAACGGCGGGACUUCCUUCAGUUUGUUACAGGAAGCCCCAAAUUGCCCAUUGGAGGAGAGAUUCUUUUGUAACACAAUAUGCGCUCCCACUAACAUCUAUUGCAGGCUUCAAGAGUCUCACGCCAAUAUUUACUGUCGUCUGUCGCCCAAGCGAACCCCCUUACACACCCGAUGAUUACCUCCCGAGUGUGAUGACUUGUGUAAACUAUUUGAAGCUUCCCGACUACAGCACCCUGGACGUCCUUCGCGAGCGACUAGCUAUUGCCAUCAAAGAAGGACAAGGUGCUUUCCAUCUUUCCUGAGCUGCGCUAUUGGUAUUCGGCGCAAGCCACCCUCGUUGUCCUGUGUUCGAAUGUUCGAAAGAUUGAAGAAGGCAUUUGAGGCAGAAAAAAAAAAGCGAAAUCAAUUUGAGCGGUGACACAUUGCGAUGAAGGAACUGAAGACCCGGAACAGUCGGGGACGAAUGUUAUACUAGCUAUUCUUCUUUUAUUCUUGAAUACCGGGAAAUUAUCACGAGAGCAUGGGUGAAUUUUUUUUUUUGUGUGGCGGGUUUAUUUGCAUUCGGGUGCCGUGUCUUCUCCUUUCGUUCCCUUCACUGCCUCACUGUCUGAGUCUUCAGCUUGGGAAGGAGUCCAAAAAGGGGUUCCUCAUAGUAUUUUAGAUAGAAAUCACUGAUUUUAGCUGUGUCGGUGAGUAUCCAUAAUCUAUUAAGUCUAUAUCUAUAUCGAAUGAUUUUACGCGCCAGGCCAGCAGAUGCAAGGGUAUCUCUCUAAUCCAAGAAUGCGAGCCCUAAUUUCGGUACACAGGCACCAUCUUCUAUACAAGCGUUAGCUCAAUGAGUCAUAUAUGGACUUGAAAGAUAGGGAAAGGGGAAACAAACCUCCGCAAACUUCGGCUCAACAAACAACGCCCUCGCCUCCGCAACCAUAACAUCCCCACCCUCCCCCUUUGCAUCCGCACCAUCCGCCAACAUCGUCAUCGUUCCCUCAACCCACGCCUUCCUCCCCUCAACCUUGACAACCUCCGCGCGCAGCACAUAAACCCUGUCUGGCAGCGCAGGCUUCCGAAAAUCCACAUUCAGAUUCGCCGUCAUUCCCGUCCCGCUGCGGAACGCCUGCGACACCGUAUGCGCAAAGACCUCGUCGAACAUGACCGAUAGGAAGCCGCCGUGUACGAAGCCAGGGUGGCCGCACAUGUGCGUGCCUGUGUGGAAGAGGGUUGUGGCGUGGGGGUAGUGGGAAGAGGAGGAGGUGGUGGUGGUGGAUUCGGGUUGGGAUGUUGAGGGGGAGGUGUCGCGCUGCGAGAUGAACAUAUACGGCGCACUGGUGAGUUUCUUUUCCCCCGCUAGCGUUCCCGCGACGAAGUGCGCUGGGCGCAGAUGUUGUGGCAUGGAGAGGUGCGGGCGGGUUUCUUUCAGUGUUGGAUCUGCGCGAAGGGAGUGCAGAAGCGGGUGUGUUGAGAUUGGGUCUUCAAUCACAGUGGUCUUUGGUUGUUGAGUUUGGUUUUGGAGUUGUGAUUUGUGGGUUGGCGAUGGCUUUGGCUUGGUGUGCGCAUGUUGGAAGCUGUGGUGGUGGUGGUGGUGAGGGGGAGGGGGAGGGGGUUGGUUGAGUGUUGAAGCCGUAGCUUGUGUUUGAGCGGUACGGAUUGUGGUUCGGCUUAGGUUGAGUGUCGCCGUUGAUGGCGAUUGCGUGCGCAGGAGGCGCGAGAGGGAUCGAGGGAGGGAGGACAUCUCGUAGGGUUGGGUGCUGCCCUAGGUUGUUCAAGUUGUAUAGAGACGAACGGAGGAGCUCUGCCGAUGGUUGUAUCUAAAAGCUCGGUAAAAAAAAAAGUUUCACUCUAUAGCUCGAGAUAACCGGCGUGAACAAUAGCAGAGUAUAUUCAAAAUAUGCAAAUCAAAUAAAAAGCUUUGACGCUGGCAGAAACACAAG